Molecule: messenger RNA, 1049 nt
Organism: Adelges cooleyi (spruce gall adelgid)
Lineage: Eukaryota; Metazoa; Arthropoda; Insecta; Hemiptera; Adelgidae
Exons: 6
Coding region: 152-802 (216 amino acids)
Biological process (GO): symbiont-mediated perturbation of host defenses
Source: RefSeq, a predicted model, not a curated record
AAAUAAAGUCUUAGGUAAACUCUGUGUCAAAAUUCAGUACAUCAUUUAGUAAGCUGCACUUUCAAACUUCAAAAGUCGUGUUGGAAUCAGAGUUGUACAACAUUCGAUUUUAAAAAUAUUCGAUUUACGUGUUUAUAUACACCGUCAUACAAUGAAGUUCAAUGGCUUGCGUCUUUUAUCUAUGUUGCUAGUUAGUUCUUUGAAUGUCGUUUCGGGACAUGAAUGUCUUAAUUUAAAACCUAUGGAAGGUUUCGAAAUGGAAAAGUUUUUAGGACCAUGGAACGUCAUAAAAACGACGUUACCACUAACUCGAUGUUUAGUGUUUGAUAUUUACACACAAAAAAUCGAAAAUAUAGUAGAUCACGCAGCUCAAUCAAAUUUCGACUAUUUAUUUGGAUCAUUGGAAGCCAAUACAAGUUUAUCAUCACAAUUGAUUUUUACUGAUCUUGAAGUUGAUUAUUCAACUAAUCCUGAAAAGAAAAAACCGUCUUUUAUUGUGUUCGACACUAACUAUGAAUCCUAUGCGGGUGUAUACAUAUGCUCAAAAAAGCCCACUGGCUUCCAGCAUUAUAUAGCCAUUAUGUCCAGAUCAUUGAACUUUGACAAAGAAAUCAUAAAUAAAUUGAUGGUAAGUAUAUUUUGGGGCCACAAUUCACCAGCUGAUCUUAAAUUAAAAAACGUUGACCACACGGACUGUAACUAUGAGAAUAUUAAUGAUAAUAGUAAUGAUCAGAAUGUCAUCGAAGAUGGGAUAGUUUACAUAUCUAUCAAAUGGAUUCCACAUGUUGAACCUGCACCUUAAGGAUGCGUUUAAGUUUAUUUAAAUACGAAUAAAUUCUAAAGAUUUAUAAUACGACAACGUACAACCAAUCCAUUACAAUUAUAUUGUUGAAUAUAAUCUAUUAAAAGUGUUAUCAUAAAACCUUUUACCAAUGUUCAUAAAUACUAUUUAAUUCAAAAUCAGCGAUAAAAUCUUAUCUACAAAAAUGUUAAAUUCCUAAGCCUAUUUGUUUAAUUGUUGAUCUUUAUCUUGGUAAAAAUAUAUAUGU